AUGGAUUUCGUUGGAUAUACCAUAGUAGCCCUUCUCACCAUGUUGAAGACUGUGAAGGGGUAUGGAAGUGGGUGGACAAACGCCCAUGCUACUUUCUAUGGAGGUAGUGAUGCUUCUGGGACAAUGGGUGGGGCUUGUGGGUAUGGGAAUCUUUACAGCCAGGGGUACGGGACAAACACAGCUGCGUUGAGCACUACUCUUUUCAACAGUGGGUUAAGCUGUGGAGCCUGUUUUGAGAUUCAAUGCGUUAAUGACAAAACAUGGUGCUUACCAGGAUCCAUCAUAGUCACUGCAACUAACUUCUGUCCACCUAACUCUGCUCUCCCUAAUAAUGCUGGAGGCUGGUGUAAUCCUCCCCUGCAGCACUUUGAUCUUUCUCAGCCUGUUUUCCAACGCCUUGCUCGCUACAGGGCAGGAAUUGUUCCUGUUCAGUACAGAAGAGUUGCUUGCAAAAAGAGUGGUGGAAUCAGGUUCACAAUCAACGGUCACUCUUACUUCAAUCUUGUUCUCAUAACCAGUGUUGGUGGAGCUGGUGAUGUUGUUGCUGUGUCCAUUAAAGGCUCUAAAACCGGUAAUUGGCAGGCCAUGUCCCGGAAUUGGGGACAGAACUGGCAGAGCAACUCUUACCUUAAUGGUCAGGUCCUGUCUUUCAAGGUCACAACCAGCGACGGACGGUCUGUGGUCUCCAACAAUGUGGCUCCUCCCAACUGGACUUUUGGCCAAACCUACACUGGACAGCAGUUCUGAGUUCUGAGUUCUGAUCCACCCAACUCCGAUCCCACUAAAUUAAGCCCAUCACCUCUAACUUUAGUGUGACUUUCUUCUAGCUACUAUUUCUUUUCUAAUUAUACUACCAAUAUAAGUUAUAUUGUGGUGGUCAGUAUCGUGGGGGCUUUUUUUUUUUUUUUU
Molecule: messenger RNA, 909 nt
Organism: Corylus avellana
Lineage: Eukaryota; Viridiplantae; Streptophyta; Magnoliopsida; Fagales; Betulaceae
Product: expansin-A15-like
Biological process (GO): plant-type cell wall organization
Cellular component (GO): extracellular region
Source: RefSeq, a predicted model, not a curated record